AUUAAACACCAAAUUUAUCUCUGUCGACUUACAUAUUUGUCCUCUCUAUUGAAACUAUCUGUAUUAAGAAAUAUCUUAGUAAAUAAAUAUUAAAUUCGAAGAACUGCUACUAACCGGAUUUAUAAUUGCAGGUAUAAAGGAGGUGAUGUAAACGUCGUGGAGAAAGUACGUGUUGAAUAUGCGAACAAAAUUAUAUGAAAUAUAUAAAUGACUGCAUGUUAUGAAUCUCCAGAGGUGAUCAUUGUCUUGAGCAAGGAAGAGAUUCAUAAAAGAUAUCAAGAUACCGCAAUGAUCAUAUUUAAAGAGCAACAAAGCAGAGAGAAGGAAAUUGUGAGCUACCUUAGCUUUGGAAACAGUCGUAGAACAAUGGAAUAUAGUAACAACGGAAAUCACCCCGUUAUCAUACGUAAAUCUACAGAAUCUACAAUUACGCGAAAUAUUCAUUUGUCCUCGCGGACAUCAAUAGAAUAUCAUAAACCAGAUGGAAAAUGUGCGAUAACUUAACGAGUAGAAAAUUUUAUAACUAUUUGUGCA
Cyphomyrmex costatus is the source of this 534-nucleotide messenger RNA. RefSeq lists its product as uncharacterized. The record is from RefSeq and is a predicted model, not a curated record. The transcript is spliced from 2 exons. Bases 208 to 504 code for a protein of 98 amino acids. NCBI's taxonomy places the organism in Eukaryota, Metazoa, Arthropoda, Insecta, Hymenoptera, Formicidae.